UUACGUGAUAAGGAGUUGCAAUUUACUAUAUAAGCUGAGCGAUAUUGCAGUUACUCCACAGUUGAAGAGCAACUUUCGAAAAAACAUGAAGUCUUUACUAGCAACUGGGCUUAUCCUAGCUAUCAUAGCCUGUGUGCUCAAUAAUACACAUGCUCAAGAUGAAUCGGAAGUUACAUCAUCAGCAUCUACUGUAGAUUCGUCUUCAGCACCUACUGAAGGUUCAACUUCAGCUCCUCCUGAAGGUGAUGAAGGCAGUUCUAACAGUUCAUCAAGUCCUUCACCUCUAAGGCCACCACCAGGUUCAGAGGAAUGUCAUCAUCCACAUCGUCCCCCUCAUCGCCCACACCAUGGUCAUGGUGGGCCAGGAGGACAAGAAGGACCAGGAGGACCAAGAGGACCGAGAGGACCAAGAGGAGCAGGCGGACCAGGAGGGCCAGGUGAAAAUGGUAGGCCUGGUAGACCUUGUAGACCUUAAGAACCAGAUGCACCAGGUGAACCAGAAUUUCCAGUUUCCCCCUGAAUUGACACCCAAAAGCAGUCAUUAUUCAAAGAGCAAUAAAUAUCACCACU
This is a messenger RNA of Belonocnema kinseyi, 570 nucleotides long. Its product is annotated as cuticle collagen 2-like. The transcript is spliced from 2 exons. The record is from RefSeq and is a predicted model, not a curated record. Bases 86 to 475 code for a protein of 129 amino acids. NCBI's taxonomy places the organism in Eukaryota, Metazoa, Arthropoda, Insecta, Hymenoptera, Cynipidae.